Molecule: messenger RNA, 4711 nt
Organism: Alligator sinensis (Chinese alligator)
Lineage: Eukaryota; Metazoa; Chordata; Crocodylia; Alligatoridae
Gene: SLC10A3
Product: solute carrier family 10 member 3
Exons: 3
Coding region: 439-1734 (431 amino acids)
Biological process (GO): bile acid and bile salt transport
Cellular component (GO): membrane
Molecular function (GO): bile acid:sodium symporter activity
Source: RefSeq, a predicted model, not a curated record
GCAUCCCUAACCCACCAAUGAGAGUGAGGAGUUCCAGGUAACCCACCAAUUAGGGCGUAGGGGUUCUCUUAGCCUCAGCCAAUGACAGGAAGAGGAGCCCCUGAGUCAGUCAAUCAGAUCACAGGGCUCCAGGGGCGUGGGAGGGGGCGGGGCUUCUAAUUCGAGGCUUCGGCAGAAAGUCGCCAUUAAUCGGAGUGCAUCGUGGGCCAAUCAAAAUGCAGGCUGACCGCCGUCCCACCAAUACUCAGGAGCACAGGACCGGGAAAAAAGCGGGAGGCGGACAAAUAGGCUGUACCCCCCGGAAUGGCAAGAGGGUGGAACUGAAACAUGCCACCAUCAGAUGACGGGGAUCGACGGAAGCACCCCAGAGCCCCCAUGCAACAGCCAUGAGGGUGUGACCCCGCCCCCCCCCCAGCCAGGAGUGUGACACUAAAGGUCAUGGUCCAGGUGCCCAUCUCCAUGGCCUCGUGGCUGCUGCUGCUGCUGCUGGUGGGGGGCAGCUGUGUUGAAGCCCCAUACCUGAGCGUGGGUGAUGGCAGCGCCCUGGAGUUCGAGUUCCCUGAGCGCAGCCGUGGCAUCAUGGUGGUGUCCAGCCGCUAUGGGGGCAACAGCACUGGCACCGGGCAGCCGCGGCUGCGUGUGGCCUCACUGGCCCCAGAUGUGCUGGCGGUGGAGAACAUCAGCGCCCUUUGCUGCGGUGCCAGCGGCUUCCUGGUGGCCAUCCGCUCGGGGCCAGCUGGCCUGGCCCCACUUCAGCUGCGGCUGCUGGACCGCCAGCACCUGGUGGAGGAGCGCUGUGACUACCGGGUGCGAGUGGCAGCUGCUGUGGUCCCAGUCCCAGCGCUGGGCCACUUCUCAGAGAAUCCAGUGCUGUACGUGCUGCUGCCCCUCAUCUUCCUCAAUAAGUGUGCCUUCGGCUGCAAGGUAGAGGCUGAGGCACUGCGGGGCCUGGCCCGCCGCCCCCAGCCCGUGCUGCUGGGCAUCGUGGGCCAGUUUGUGGCCAUGCCUCUGUAUGGCUAUCUGCUGUCGUGGGCCCUGGCACUGCCCCAGGGCCUGGCGCUGGGACUGGUCAUCACCUGCUCCUCACCAGGUGGAGGCGGUGGCUACCUCUACAGCCUGCUGCUGGGCGGGGAUGUCACGCUGGCCAUCUCCAUGACGCUGUUGUCCACUGUGGCGGCUGCAGGGCUUAUGCCGCUGUCAUGGGCGCUGUACGGGCGGCUGCUGAGUGCCCCACCAGGCCUGCAUGUGCCUGUGGGCAAGAUCCUGGGCACACUGCUCUUCAUCGCUGCACCCAUCUCUACUGGCAUUGUGAUAAAGUGCAAGCUGCCACGUGUCGCCAGGUUGCUGCUGCUGCUUCUCAAGCCCUUCAGCUUUCUGCUCCUGCUUGGGGGCCUGGCCAUGGCCUACCACAUGGGUGCUGUCAUCCUGGCUGAGGCACAGGCGCCCGUGGUGCUGGCCGGCCUCACCGUGCCAGCUGUGGGGCUUCUGUUGGGCUACGGGUUGGCAGCUGGGCUGGGGCUGCCAGGCCCCCACCGCCGAACUGUAGCCAUCGAGGUAGGGGUGCAGAAUAGCCUGCUGGCCCUGGCUGUGUUGCAGCUCUCUUUCCGGCGCCAUCAGGCAGACAUGGCUUCCCAGGCACCCUUUGUCGUGGCCCUCAGUGGCACCUCUGAGAUGCUGAUACUCGUCCUGGGGAAUCUCCUCUACCAGCGCCUCUGGCCCCCACCCGGCCCCUGAGACCUGCCCAACGGUAGCUAGUUCCCAGCAGCAGUGCCCCCACUACUCUCCCAAUCCUGAGGCCCUGGAGCCAAGAACCAAAGGAGAAAAUGGAGGAACCCUCUAUUUUUCUACUGCUGUGUUUUCUAGUCCAUCAGCCAUGACCCUGCUCCAGGCACAGAGCAGGGGGACUGGGGUAGUUCUAGAAUGGGAAUAAGCCAGGCAUGGGGCCCCCUCCACCCUGAUUCUGGGGGAGUGGCUGGAAAAGAGAAUGUGAGCAACAUGCUGUGGCUGGAGGCUUUAGGGAGGGGCUGGAGUAGACAGAAGGCUUUGGGACCUUAUUAGUUAAUGAAGGGGAAACAGGGCAGCUGAAGUGUCACUCCUGAUCUGCAGCCCCCUGCCUGUGUCCCUCACUCCCCACCUGUAGCCCCCUGCCUCAUCCCAGCUCUGCCUCUCACUCCCCUGUAGCAGGUGCCCCACCCUUCUGGCACACAGGAGUGUUGCCCCUGCCCAGGGCAGGGUGCUUGGCCCUCAUCCUGGAUGAGUGGUAGGAGGAGGGCUGGCAGGUGCAAGGACAGGUAAGCCCCCCUAUCCCCCUCCGGGCAGGCCUGAGUCUAGCUGGCCCCCGCUCCCUCUUGCAGAUGGAAAAUGUGAAAACUUGGCCUCUUUCCCCUACCCCCAUUGCCACUGGGCUUGGGGAGAGAUGAGAGGAGCUGUGGAGUGGGGUCACAGCCAUGUUCUGGGAUGGGUGGGCUUGGGGGUGCUGCAGGUUGGGAGGGAGGGGAAACAGCAGAGGCCUGUGAGUCAGGAAUGAGAGUCACUGGCAGGACUUGGAGCUGGGGGGUAAGAGGGCAUCAGGUCUGGGUUGGCUGUAACCAGCUAGUUUGGCUGAUAUUGAUGAAAAUCUAUUUUUCCAUCCUCGUGUCCGUGUUCUUUCCAUCUCCAUGCUCUGGCGGACACAGCCCUCCCCUUCCCUCUCUGGGUAUGGAACAGUUGGCUGGGGGGGCAGGUGCCCUCCAUGCACACCAGAUCCCCUAUCCAGGCCCCACUUCUGCUGCAGGGACCCCAGGGCAAACCCACUGCCCCCAGCCUGGGCCAGGGUUCCAGGGGCUCCCAGAAGAGACAGGUGCCCUGGUUGUCUCAGGUUUUCUGCUGCUUGCCAGCUGGCUCCAACCAUGGACACCCAAUCACUGGUAGGCCUGAAUAUUUCAAGCUGUGCUGUGGCUCAGGUGACACCUUGCAGGGGGCUGUAUCCCAGCCCAGGGGUUUUGGGCUGGGGUAGAGGGCAGCCUAGUGAAACAAGAAGCAGACAGAGGCAACAGCAAGAACAGACUUAGAGCAGCCCCAGCACCAUUCUGAACCUCCUCCAGUUGCCUCAAAGCCUGCUGAAUCACUAGGCAAGAAACUCGUAGCUGGUCCCUCCCUGCCCAUCUUCACUGCCCCAAAUUUCAAGAGCUUCUGACUGUCCCAGCAAAGGUAGGCCCCAAGACACUGCUGACAGUAAACAUGUCCUCUCUCUACCAGUUUUCAUCUAGUCAGAGAUGCCCAAGGCAUAUUCCCCACCUGAGGGGCAGAGUUAAGGGGACUUCAGCACAGAAGCAGGAGGUAGGUACAGCAAGCCUCCCACAGUUUACAUGGCUCAGCCAUGAAGUGACACCACCACCCACCACCAGGUUUAUGUCUCAGUCCCACGCGAUGAAAAUACAUAUGGUGAACCCAUGUGGCUGCUUCUGGGCCAUUGCCUCCUCUCUCAGGGGCCUUUUCUACCCAGCAGUCAGGGACUGUAUCCUGACAUCUAUCAGCUGGAGGAUGCCACCAUCCUGACAGGCACCACCGAAGCUGAGGGACGCAGAGGCAGCCAGGUGCAUCCCAACAAGGAGCUGGGUUGUACACAACACAGCCCCUCUGAUGCAUCUAUCUGGCUAAUUCCUGGCAGUCAGUGUCAGGUCCUCUGAGGUCUCAACAGCAAACAGGUCCCCACUAGGUGUUACAUUUACUGCACAAAUCCCUGCUUCAUCAUUUAGACCGGCUCCAUGUGAAAAUUCCUCAUCACACCAUAAAUAUCAUGCCUUCCAGCUAUAAACUGAGCCAAGCAGCUACAAAGUUAGUGUCUGAAAACGUGUCACAUGGUCGCUGGUUUCUCUCAAGCUUUAAUUCAAACGUGCAACCAGAGAUUCAAUGCAUGAAAGACCCCAGGCUGAAGCCAGAGGAAGUGGUAACCCUGGAAUUCAUACCAAAAGGACCAGGGCAUGGAAUUCCUUCCUGACCCCAAUGCAGCAUGAGGCUGACCCCAAGCAGAGGGGUGAGAUGGAACCCCCUGCUGCAAGUCGCAAUAUUGCCCAGCAUUACCGAGUGAGGCAAACCCCCCAUGAACCUGCAGUUCAUCACGACGUUGUGUGUUUAUUCUGGAACCUACUGCUGACACUUAAGAGAAGGAAGGAUAUCUUUCCGUCCUGACAAAGCCCAGAAGCCUAGGGGCAGCAAAGAACAACAACCCCACCCCCAAUUCCCUGUGCUGGUGCGUUAAUUGCUCCCCAUUUGUUGCUCACGCCUAAUGCUCAGUUGCAAAGGCAAGGCGUGGAGUGAGUACGGCUAAACUUCCCACUCAAAGGAGCACUCUAGCCCCCAAGAGACAUCUCUAUGAUGCAAAGUACGCCCGCUGCACUUCCGUCUCCAUAGCACUGAAAGAGCCGCUCUUGCUCUAACUGCGUCUUCGUCUCUGUCUAGGCCGCCCUACUUCCGGCCUGCUUCUCUAUAGUUCCUCCGCGGCCACUCUGGCCGUAUAACUCUAUGGUGCAGUUAAAGGGCUCGCGAUGCUGCUCACGGUGAAGGCGCUGCAGGGUCGAAAGUGCAGUCUCCAGAUGAGCACCGGCUCUCAGACUACGCCAUUGGCCCUGAGUCCAAGCUGAACCUGGUAAUCAAGCCACCAGAGAAGGCAUCACCUGAGGAGACUGGGUGUAAAGGCUCCCCCCCUGCCACAGCCUUCCCCACCCUCUGG